CACUGAGCAUGCGCCCUGUCCUGCAUCUGCCAUAAUUAUGUAUGCCGCUGAUAUGCGUGCGGGAUGCGAGCUGUGAUGGAAUGCUAAGCCAACGAAACCGACUGCGGAGUUUAGGAGUGUGUCAGUCCGUGUUAGCUGGAUAAACCGAACCGUACCGGCGGGAGGACAGGAGAUAUGUGCGCCGCGAUGUACGUGUUGUCCACCGUGACGGGAUAUGUUCUCACCUCCGUACUGCUUUUUAAAUGUCCGUCACUUUUGCAUCGGAAGAAACGGGAGACGUUCAGGGGCAGACACAUAUCGCACCGCGGAGGUGCAGGUGAAAACUUGGAGAACACCAUGACAGCUUUCAAACAUGCGGUACAUUUGGGCACGGACAUGUUGGAGCUGGACUGCCACCUCACCAAGGACGAGCAGGUGGUGGUGUCACAUGACGCCAACCUGAGGAGGUCGACGGGCGUUUUCGCCAACAUCUCGGACCUGGCGUACAACGAGCUGCCUCCUUACCUGUGCAAGCUGGAUGUCACCUUCCAGAAAGAGUGCUUCUGUGAGGGGGGAGAGGAUAAGCGCAUUCCCCUGCUCAGGGACGUGUUCGAGGCCUUCCCCAACACCCCCGUCAACAUCGACAUCAAGGCCAACAACGACACGCUCAUCAGCAAGGUCUCAGAGCUGGUGGUGAAAUAUGACCGUGAGCACCUGACCGUGUGGGGAAACUCCAGCAAUAAGAUCGUGCAGAAGUGCUACCAGGAGAACCCGCGCAUCCCCAUCCUGUUCAGUAUGAAGCGGGUUCUGGUGCUGGUGGGGCUGUUCUACACCGGCCUGCUCCCCUUCGUGCCCCUCCGAGAGCAGUUCCUGGAGAUCCCCAUGCCCUCCAUCUUCACCAAGUUGAAAGAUCCCAGGCGAUUGACUAAGAGCCAGCGUUUCAUUACCUGGGUGGCUGAUACGCUACUGAUGAGAAAAGCCUUAUUUGACCACCUGACCGCCAGAGGAAUUCAGGUCUAUGUGUGGGUGUAUAUAUGUGUAUAUAUUUGCAGGUCUAUGUGUGUGGGUGUAUAUAUGUGUAUAUAUUUGCAGGUCUAUGUGUGGGUGUAUAUAUGUGUAUAUAUUUGCAGGUCUAUGUGUGGGUGUAUAUAUGUGUAUGUAUUUGCAGGUCUAUGUGUGGGUGCUGAAUGAUGAAGAGGAUUUCCAGCGUGCAUUUGCUCUGGGAGCCACUGGGGUGAUGACAGACUACCCCACCAAAUUGAAGGAGUUCAUGGAGAAACAGAGCACCUAAACACCCCCUGACCUAUGACCCCACUGAACAUCCAAACCACUUCUUCCUAACUCCCCCAACAAUAAUCCAAACCACGUCCACCUAAUGUGCCCUGAACAUCUAAACCACCUUCCUUCUCACCAUGUGACCUGUGACCCUCCACCGCCCCCCCCCCCCCACCCCCGUCACGUCCAGAGGAUUACCCAGAAUCCCCCUGUGCACUGCCCAUGGUGACCCACCUGUUCAUAUGCACACACAUUUACCUGCCAGCAUUGAGCACAUAGAUUACAGGCCUGCCAGCUCUCUACCUCUCACAUUCUGUCUUUAUACACAUCCUUCUUACAUCCUUAUACACAUCCUCACUCACAUCCUUAUUACAUGCUUAUACACAUCCUCACACACAUCCUUAUUCACAUCCUUAUUCACAUCCUUAUUACAUGCUUAUACACAUCCUCACACACAUCCUUAUUCACAUCCUUAUUACAUCCUUAUACACAUCCUCACACACAUCCUUAUACACAUCCUCACUCACAUCCUUAUUACAUGCUUAUACACAUCCUCACACACAUCCUUAUACACAUCCUCACUCACAUCCU
Anguilla rostrata (American eel) is the source of this 1845-nucleotide messenger RNA. It is a transcript of the gene gdpd1, whose product is annotated as glycerophosphodiester phosphodiesterase domain containing 1. Lineage: Eukaryota; Metazoa; Chordata; Actinopteri; Anguilliformes; Anguillidae. Gene Ontology annotation, biological process: N-acylethanolamine metabolic process; glycerophospholipid catabolic process. Gene Ontology annotation, cellular component: endoplasmic reticulum membrane. Gene Ontology annotation, molecular function: phosphatidylcholine lysophospholipase A1 activity; phosphoric diester hydrolase activity. The transcript is spliced from 12 exons. Bases 175 to 1170 code for a protein of 331 amino acids. The record is from RefSeq and is a predicted model, not a curated record.